Messenger RNA from Darwinula stevensoni, 2097 nucleotides. The record is from the annotation of a GenBank genome assembly. Lineage: Eukaryota; Metazoa; Arthropoda; Ostracoda; Podocopida; Darwinulidae.
AUGAACCGCCACCUUGGGCGGAAGAAAACAAGGCGGGCAUGGAACGUAAUGAAGGCGAUUGUGAUCCUGGGAUGUACAGUGCUGGCUCUCGAGCAGGUGGUGCUCCUGGUAGAAGAAUACCUGUCCUUCCCUACCAACACGUUGUACGUGAUCGAAGAUGUGGAAGAGAUCCCUGCUCCGGCAUUUACCUUUUGCCCGAAACCGUCUGUGACGAGCCGAUUCCCACCGAGCCUGAACUCAUCCUAUGAAGUAGAGGCUUUCCUCGGAGGAGCGACCUUCGUAGAGAAAUUCAAGAAACACGCCAUCAGCUUGGAGUUUAUGAUCCAUACAUUCACAAAUGACUGGAUGCUUUAUUUAGUGCAGUCAACCGUGAAUGGGGAGACGAUAAAACCUCUCUACUUAGGUAAUGAUCAAGAGGGAAUUCCGUUUGCUAUUAAAAUUGAGGUUUACGUCCAUGACGAGAGGGAAGCAUUCACAUAUUUCCACUUCUUCGAGCCCGAGCAAGUGAUCCUCUUCGACAAUUCUCUCACCCGUCUCUUCAUCCGACCUGAAGUCAUUCAGAAACGCAACAAAAGGACGGAUCCCUGUAUAGAUGAUGAUGACUACAGUUACACAAGGGCUUGUGUAUUUGCGUCAGGGAGUCAAUUUAUGUUCCAGUGCAAGGAGAACUGCAUCUGGGAGAAGAUGCAGGCGAGAGACAACAACUUGGCGAGACCGUCGUGUUUGAUGCCAUCCCUUCUGACCAAGGAAGCCAAUUUGACGAUUCCGGAAUGCAAAAAUUGGAAAGAUGAAACCCACAGUUUUUCCCUGAUUCCUCACUUCUUGGAGAAGGAGAAGGUGACUCUUCUGGAUCUUCUGUCAAACAUUGGAGGAAUCGUCGGGAUCUGCCUCGGAGCUUCCCUCAUUACCCUCUUUGACAUCGCCGAGAUGAAUAUUGUGACGGUCCGUGAACCUUUGCUACUGCUGCUGGACUCUUGUGAGAUCGUCACGGGAAUCACCAGAUUCCGAGAUCAGUGGCACACUAUUCCGAACUUGGAGGUGGGAGAAAAUGACCAAAGGCCUUCCUUCUCAGAAGCCGAAAGACAACUUUUUCAUGAAGGAUUCAUACGAUGGAGGAAAACGAGAUCAACCCACAACAUUCGAAAGUCCAUUUUCAUCCUGGGAUGCUCAGUUCUGGCUCUAAAGCAGGUGAUGCUCCUGAUCGAAGAAUACCUAUUGGUCCCAACCAAUACGUUAUACGUGAUAGAGGAUGCCGACAAGAUUCCUGCUCCUGCAUUUACCUUUUGCCCAAGGCCGUCAGUGACAAAGCAAUUCCCUCCAAGGAUGUUUAAAUGGGAGGAAAUAAGAGAGUUCUUGAACGGAUCUACUUACGCAGAAGCAUUCAACAAGAUCUCCGUUUCCUUGCACCAGCUGAUCGUUGAAGCACCCAAUAACGACUGGUUAGAUCUCGAGGACAAGGUAACCGUAAACGGGGAAACCAUCAUGAGUCUUCGAUCAGGUAUGGGGCAUUGGAGCGAGAGAAUCUACCCUGAGAAAUACAUUGGAAAUGAAGAAUUGGGUGGAUACCUUUACUUCAAGUGCUUUACUCUGCAUUUGAAGCGAGAAAUUCCUACCGGAACAAAAACUUGCAGGGAAACUCUUUUCCAGCUAAACCUCACAGCGAUCACAAACCAUACGGAAGCGAGGGUGGAAGUUUACGUCCAUGAUGUAAGGGAGGCAUUCACGAAUUCCCGCUUUUUUGAGCCUGAGCAAGUCCUCCUCCCCAAAGGCACCAUUAACCGUAUAUUCAUUCGUCCUGUGGUCAUUCAGAGGCAGAGCAGGAGGACGGAUCCCUGCGUCAUGGAUGAGGACUACAGUUCCACAAGGAUUCCUCAUUUCUUGGAGAAAGAGAAGGUGACUCUACUAGAUCUUCUGUCAAACAUUGGGGGAAUCGUCGGCGUCUGCCUUGGUGCUUCCCUCAUCACCCUCAUCGAUUUUAUAGAGAAAUGCUUCCUCAGCCACCGCAAGCAUCGCCUAACGAAGUUCGGCGAGUGGACGAUAAAGCCCGAAGUUGUUGAAAAGCGUAAAGCACAUCAAGGCAAUCAACUUAAGUACUAA